CAACAGAAAGACAGGUGACAGUUGUGUGAUGCGGGUGCGCCUCGCCGAGAAUUAGCAACUUUGCUUGAAGUAAAUAUUUUCAUACACACCUCUGAUUGAGUGGAGCUUGACACUUCAACACGAUAGGAAAAUAAAGAAACCAGCAAUGGAGUCACUGACUACUGCAAACACCAACUUCUCCCUGGAUCUGUUUAAGAAGAUAAGUGAGAGUAAUAAAUCGGACAACAUCUUCUACUCUCCACUCAGCAUCUCCUCAGCUCUGGCCAUGGUGUACAUGGGCGCCCGGGGGAACACAGCUACACAGAUAGCUGAGUCUCUCCACUUUCACGAGGCUGAUGACAUUCAUGCUGGAUUAAAAAAACUGAUGUCUGAACUCAACAAAGAGGGUGCCCCGUAUGCACUGAGCUUGGCAAAUCGCCUGUAUGGGGAGCAGUCUUAUGAGUUUCUGGAGAAAUACAUUCAGGACACAGAGGAGUUCUAUCAGGCAGGGCUGGAGACCGUUGACUUCAAAUCAAAAGCAGAGGAUGCCAGGGUGAAGAUUAACAGCUGGGUGGAGAAGCAGACUAAAGAGAAAAUCAAGAACCUGCUGUCAAAAGGGACUGUUGACAAUAUGACCAGACUGGUGUUGGUGAAUGCUAUAUAUUUUAAGGGUAACUGGAACAGCCAAUUCAAAGGGGCAGACACAAAGGAACUGCCAUUCAAAUUGAAUAAGAAUGAAAGUAAGCCAGUGCAGAUGAUGCACCAGAAGGCCAACUUUGGUUUGACGUUCAUUCCAGAAGUCAGUUGUCAGAUUCUGGAGAUGCCUUACAUUGGUAAAGAGCUGAGCAUGCUCUUUAUUCUGCCCAGAGAGAUUGAGGAUGACUCCACAGGGCUUGAGAGGUUGGAAAGGGAGCUCACGUGCAAGAAGCUCAUUAAGUGGACACAGCCUGAAAAUAUGGAUACUCCUGAGGUAAAUGUGGCUCUGCCCAAGUUCAAGAUGGAAGAGAGCUAUGACCUGAGAGAAGUUCUGGUCAGUAUGGGCAUGAAGGAUGCCUUCGAUGUGUCCAAAAGCGACUUCUCUGGCAUGUCUCCCAGCGGCGACCUGGUGGUGUCCAAAGUGGUGCACAAGGCAUUUGUGGAGGUGAACGAGGAGGGCACAGAGGCUGCUGCUGCCACUGCUGCCAUCAUGAUGGGCCGAUCUGCCAGGCCCCCUCCAAUUAUGUUCAUCGCAGAUCAUCCCUUCCUGUUCUUCAUCAGACACAACCCCAGUCAGAGCAUCCUCUUCUAUGGCCGUUUCUGUUCCCCUUCUAAACUGGAGUCUAAAGAAACAAAGUCUCUCCUUGAAAUGCUUCAACAAUGCCGAAUGUUUUAAAAGAAUGUAAUCCUGUUUUUUGGUACCAUGGUACCAUGGUCACCUCUUCGAAAUCGAAUGCAUUGAAUUAAUUAUAUUUUACCUACUGACAACUGUGGUAUAAAUAAAACGCAGUAACCAUUAUUACAUUUCUCAUUUGUGAAAAUAAAAGUAUGCAAGCC
Molecule: messenger RNA, 1512 nt
Organism: Conger conger (European conger)
Lineage: Eukaryota; Metazoa; Chordata; Actinopteri; Anguilliformes; Congridae
Product: leukocyte elastase inhibitor-like
Exons: 7
Coding region: 146-1351 (401 amino acids)
Biological process (GO): negative regulation of endopeptidase activity
Molecular function (GO): serine-type endopeptidase inhibitor activity
Source: RefSeq, a predicted model, not a curated record